Sordaria macrospora k-hell is the source of this 1206-nucleotide messenger RNA. RefSeq lists its product as uncharacterized. The record is from RefSeq and is a predicted model, not a curated record. NCBI's taxonomy places the organism in Eukaryota, Fungi, Ascomycota, Sordariomycetes, Sordariales, Sordariaceae.
AUGGCUUCGAACACCGCAGCGCCGGCUUCGAAUUCGACAGCCGUCACAAACGAAGGGCCGAAGCCCGACCAGUUCGCCCAGCCGCUUACAUGGACACCAGAGGAGUUGGCGUUGAUGCCUCACGACAAUGCGGCAACUCGUCUCAACGUUGUGAUCUGGUUGCUGAUCGGCCUCUCGGGCGCCUUUCUUGGGCUUCGUGUAUACUGCAAAUUCUCUCGGCGCAAAGGGCUAUGGUGGGACGAUAUCAUGUUGAUAGGAGCAUGGAUCUGCCUUACCGUCGAAUCCGGGUUGCUUACCGCGAUGACCCGCCUCGGCUACGGUCUCCAUUACUGGGACUUUGAUGUGAUCAACAACAUGGCUCCCUUAUUGCUGCUUGUCAACAUCGCCGGCACCUUCUCGGCCACGGCAGCCAUCUGGUCCAAGACAAGCUUCGCCAUCACGCUGCUCCGACUCACUCAUGGGUGGAUGAAAUGGUUCCUGUGGUUCAUCAUCAUCACUAUGAACAUUGCCAUGGGCCUGACGGCGCUGUUUCCCUGGGUCAGUUGCACACCCAUCCGCAAGUCAUGGGAAGUCUUCACCCCAGGAGAGUGCUGGAAUCCUACCGUGACGGUUCAAUACAACAUUUUCUCGGCGUCCUACUCGGCAUUGAUGGACAUUACGCUGGCCCUGCUUCCGUGGUCGGUGGUGUGGAAGCUCCAGAUGAAGAAGAAGGAGAAAUUCGGGUGUGCCUUUGCGAUGAGCAUGGGUGUCUUCGCGGGUAUUACUGGCAUCAUCAAAACAACCAAGCUUCCGAGCAUGUUGUCCUCCGACUUUGCCGAUGGUGUCGACCUCUUCAUCUGGGGUAAUGCCGAGAGUGCCAUUACCAUUAUGGCUGCCAGUAUCCCCAUUCUCCGCGUGCUGGUUCGGGAUGCCGCCAUUUCGCGUCGCUACUACAAGUCUGAGGACAGCAAGGCCAUCGAGCCCAAGAUGUCGUCGUCUGGUGAAGGCAAACACUCAAGGUCCAAGACAGACUCCGAGAACAACUUGGUCGUGACGGUCGUGUCUGCCGGCCCCAACAAGGUUAUGUCAGACGGGCGCGGGCCGGUGAUGGGUGAGAAGGACGACUGGAGAGCGCCGCGGACGACUGGCCAGAAUCAGAUUGUGCGUACCGAGGACUUUUCGCUCGAGUAUCACAAUCGCAAGAGCCUGGCGAACGAUUCGAUCUAG